Cuscuta campestris is the source of this 2519-nucleotide messenger RNA. The record is from the annotation of a GenBank genome assembly. NCBI's taxonomy places the organism in Eukaryota, Viridiplantae, Streptophyta, Magnoliopsida, Solanales, Convolvulaceae.
UUCUCUAUCUCCAUAUAUAUUUCUUUGAGGGCCGGCCGGCCGGACCGUUUUCCGGCGACCUGAAAAUGGUGAAGUUUUCAAAGGAGUUGGAGGCGCAGCUCAUACCGGAGUGGAAAGACGCCUUCGUGAACUACUGGAACCUCAAGAAACACGUUAAAAAGAUCAAGUUUUUAAGACGGGCCAAAUCAUCGGUUUAUCAGGAUGGCAACGGCGACUUUGGCCGGUCUAUUUUCGACCCGGUCCGGGCUUUCGUCCAGAAUUUCUCCGGCUGGCUUCCCACUGCCGUCGCCGGAAAAUCCGAAAGCAAUCGUACUUCCGAGGUAAAUAACCAAAAACAAGAAGAAAGCAACCAAGAAGAAGAAGCCGAUGAGGAAGAGCAAGAAAUGCAUGAUAGUGAAAAUGAGCUUGUUCAACUCUUCUCCGAGGAAGAUGAGGUGAGUGUAUUUUUCGAGAAAUUGGAUGAAGAGCUAAAGAAGGUGAAUGAAUUUUACAAGAACAAAGAGAGUGAGUUUGUGGAAAGAGGAGACAACUUGAAGAAACAGCUCCAUAUUUUGCUGGAUCUCAAGCGGCUCGUCAACGACCGCCGCCGGAAAACCCUUCCCCGCUCAUUGUCCUCUUCUUCCGGCUCUAACUCCGACCACCGCUUGGAUUUCUCCGAUAAUGGGAGCGAAUAUUGCGGCAGUCCAGAGGCCAGAAACAACGCGACACCGGAGACGGACAGUGGGGUUGCCGCGGCGGUAGCGAGCAGAGCAAAGAAGGCCGGAAAUCGGAAGACGACCGCCCUGAGGAUUGACAUUCCGGCGACCACCCCUACGAGGGCCAUCUCCGCCGUGACGUCAAUGGUUUGGGAAGACUUGAUCACCACCAAAGAAGGCGGAGGGGAGAAGGAGACUGUGAGCACUAAGAAAACACAGUGUGCUGAAAAGAUGAUUAGGAUGGCUUUUGUGGAGCUCUACCGUGGCCUUGGAUUGCUUAAGAUUUACAGCUCUCUAAACAUGGUGGCGUUUGUCAAGAUCCUUAAGAAAUUUGACAAGGUAUCUAAGCAGCAAGCAUCAACGAACUAUCUAAAACUAGUGAAGAGGUCAUAUUUCAUUAGUUCUGAUAAGGUAGUGAGACUAAUGGACGAAGUGGAGUCCUUAUUCACGCAGCACUUUGCUAAGAAUGACCGGAAAAGGGCUAUGAAGUUCCUACGCCCCCAACACCACACAGACUCUCACGUCGUCUCAUUCUUUUCUGGGCUAUUCACAGGGUGUUUCGUGACAUUAUUUGGGGUGUACGGCAUAUUGGCGCACCUAAGCGGUAUGUUCUCUAGUUCAACAACCCAAGAUGCUGCUGCCUAUGUUGAGACUGUCUAUCCUGUUUUCAGCAUAUUUGCGUUGUUGAGCCUGCACGUGUUCCUGUACGGGUGCAAUCUGUUUGCGUGGAGGAGCACAAGGAUCAACGUCAACUUCAUCUUCGAGUUCCAACCCAAAACAGCGCUCAAGUACAGAGACGCCUUCCUCAUCUGCACCUCUCUCAUGACGGCGGUGGUCGGGGCCAUGGUUCUCCAUCUCAUCCUCUUCUCCAAAGGCUUUUCUUCCGAUCAAAAACUCGACGUCAUCCCCGCCAUCCUCAUCCUGUCAUUCCUUGGAGUGCUUAUAUGUCCAUUGAACAUUUUUUACCGUCCCACGCGCAUUUGUUUCCUUAGAGUGAUUCGAAACAUUGUCUGCUCUCCAUUUUACAAGGUUUUGAUGGCAGAUUUCUUCAUGGCUGACCAACUAACUAGUCAGAUCCCAUUGUUAAGGCACAUGGAAUCGUCGGCGUGCUAUUUCCUCGCCGGAAGUUUCAAGACCCACAAAUACGAGACCUGCAAAUCCGGCCGGAUGUUCACGGAGCUCGCUUACCUCAUCUCCUUCGCGCCCUACUACUGGCGGGCUGCCCAGUGCGCCCGGCGGUGGCUCGACGAGGACGACGCCAGCCACCUCGCCAACUUCGGCAAGUAUCUCUCGGCGAUGGUCGCCGCCGGGGCCAGGCUGACGUACGCCAGGCAGCCCGAAUCGCAGCUCUGGCUCGCCAUCGUGCUCGCCACUUCAUCCACGGCCACCGUUUACCAACUCUAUUGGGAUUUCGUCAAGGAUUGGGGAUUUUUCAACCUCAAUUCCAAGAACACAUUGCUCCGAGACGAUUUGGUUCUCAAGAAUAAGAUCGUCUACUAUGUUUCCAUUGCCCUGAAUUUUGUCUUGAGGCUGGCAUGGGUGGAGACUGUGAUGCGUUUCAAUGUUGGAGUCUUCGAGUCACGCCUCCUCGACUUCUCACUCGCUUCACUUGAGGUCAUCCGACGCGGACAUUGGAACUUCUAUAGGUUGGAGAAUGAGCAUUUGAACAAUGUUGGAAAGUUUAGGGCAGUGAAAGCCGUUCCAUUGCCGUUUCGCGAAACAGACUCUGAUGUCUAAUCUAAUGUGUUUCUCAUUAUUAUUAUUAUUAUUAUUAUUACGAGUACUAUUUCAGUGUGUAGAUAUGAAGAAAAUGUAUCCGGAUGU